Molecule: messenger RNA, 2179 nt
Organism: Desarmillaria tabescens
Lineage: Eukaryota; Fungi; Basidiomycota; Agaricomycetes; Agaricales; Physalacriaceae
Exons: 5
Coding region: 157-1929 (590 amino acids)
Source: RefSeq, a predicted model, not a curated record
CACCAAUUAGUUUACUUGUUUUUCAAACUCCAUUUGAUCCGACGCUAACUGGCCGCCAACUUUUGUACGUCAUACGUCAACGUCUCGGAAAAGUAUUUUCAACCUGGCAAAGCUUUCUUCAAUCUUCGAUUGACCUACAGUCUGUAGAAAAGUUCAAUGCCUCACCCAAGUACACGUCGUAACGCGCUGGGUCGGCACUGGCAAGACUACUCAGAUGAUAGUUUUCCGUGCAAAGACUUGAUAGAAGCGGUGUUCAAGAAGACUAUUAAUCCCUCCUUAGUCUUGCAUCAAGUCAGACGCAACAUUGCGUUAAUCUCUGCAGAGGACAUUCAUUAUGAUCCUGCCUCAGUCUCAGAAAAGGAGUUCAAGGAGCUGAUGAUACCAUUCGCAACCUCAUCUGCUUGCAUCCAUGGGAUAAAAAGGCUGGUGUAUGCAGAUCCCCAAACCAUCAAACCUCAUAUACUUAACCAGGCCAUGGACCUUUGGCCUCGUCUUCUUCCUUGGAUUAUGGUUUUCUUCAACCAAGUCGUGCUAAGACGCCCAGAAUUAUUCAAUGACGUUGAAAAAUCGGAUCCGGACAUGCUGCUUACAUAUUCCAGAACCGGUGCAAUCUCCGGCUUGGCUCUGUCGUCGGUCAUGCUAAGGCUUCCGAAUCCUAGCAUCCUUCACAACUCCCAGAACAUCAUGUCAUGUGUGGCGCACGUGUGGAUUGUUGCGUCGGAGCACAGGCUGGUAUGCCUCUCUGAAUUGGUGAUUCCAUUUUUCGAGGGCAACAAAGCACUUACAAAGAUGCUGGUUCAAAUAGUCAAACAGGAACUACCUGUGACACGACUCACUUCGGUGUUAUCCCGUCUUAUCCGCGACAUUGACUGCGUGGAUAUUGCUUGGGAUGUCAUAAGGGACGAUCUGUCGGUGGUGCGCGUCCUUUCGGAUGAAGAUUCUUCACUGGGAUUGUCGUUCCGUUUGGCCAAGUCAACUCCAUGGAUGUGUUAUAUUCUUUCACGCGCCGUCGAGGCUCACAUGCAGGUCACCAUGGGAGAACACCCCGAUAGACUCGAAGUUAUCACGAAGUGCUUAUUUUGCAUUCAACUGGCGUUAUUACGGGGACCUCUCUGGAUAGUUCAAGCACUAAGAUAUACCCAUUUCCUCCCGUCUUUAUUAAAGUGUUGCCUGAUAAACCCGCCUGCGUACCUUUGCAUCGGCCUGUCGCAAAUUCUCUACGUCAUUACAACCAACCUUAUCUGGCGGACCGUUCUACGACAGGUCCAGAAAUCAUUGAGGAAGAUGGAUAUAUCCGCGAUCGACUCGCCUGGCUUUCCCAGCGAGCUGGCUAAAUCAUGGACUACGCUGCUGGAUGUCGCCAAUCAUCGCUGGGAGACACGGGCCAGGCUACAUGGUGACUACAAACCAAACUUUUGCAUGAACAUAGAGUGUAAAUCAGUCGAUGAAACGGGGAACAUGGAGGCGGCACUCCACCGCUGCAGCGGAUGUGGACUGACUUUCUGUUCUCAGAGUUGUCAAAAGGCAGCAGGUGACACUCAUCGGGUUUUUUGUCGCCAAGAGAGGAUCAGAAGAAGGAAGGGCUAUCCGGAAGACGUGGUGCUACGCGACGAACCGCUUCUGCAUUGUAUCCUGCUGACGGACCUACAACAUGAAAAAGAGCAGAUCGAAGAAGCAACGAGUGACUUCUAUGCAAGGUUGGGUUUCGACAACGGCGUCCCUGCAGUAACGUGCAUGGACUAUCAAUUUGCACCCAUGAAAGUGUCGGUGGGAAAUAUGGAGAAGUACAAGACUUCGGUGGAUCCUACUGAAUGGAAACGAGAGGUGGAACGAGCCAAACGGAGUCAAAAGAAAGGAAAACUCGUGUUCUCUAUUUUCCCUUGCGGUUCGACACAGAAAACUUCUAUAGAAUGGAUAACGCUCUGGUAAGAAUUGAUACGAUUUAUUUCCGAACUCAUGUCGUGGGUACUGUAUUCCUUCACAUAGAUACUUCCUAACGCAUGCUUGCCAUCCUGAUCAAAGAGUGCACUUCAACAAACUUUCACCCAUAUGAACUAAGGGAACCUAUCGUGACUUCAAGCUCAACAAGCGCGCGAACUGCCUCCGUGUAUGACUUGCGUAAGAUGGUAAUGUUGGUGUAAUACACAUGUGGCACCAGAACCGGCAAAGUAGCCACCUU